Messenger RNA from Sitodiplosis mosellana (orange wheat blossom midge), 2048 nucleotides. RefSeq names its product inactive pancreatic lipase-related protein 1. NCBI's taxonomy places the organism in Eukaryota, Metazoa, Arthropoda, Insecta, Diptera, Cecidomyiidae. The record is from RefSeq and is a predicted model, not a curated record. The transcript is spliced from 4 exons. Gene Ontology annotation, molecular function: lipase activity. The coding region runs from base 832 to 1905 and encodes 357 amino acids. Gene Ontology annotation, biological process: lipid metabolic process.
AAUACGCCGGCUUUCUGUAAACAACGCAUUUUUCGGUGUUCGUAUCCACGGUGGCGAUCAACUGUGCUUUUUUUAUAAUUUGUUUUCUACCGUCUUCGUCGAACACAACUGUAAAACGUGGAUAAAGAGUGACAAAAAAAAAACGUUAAACGAAAAUAUCAUAAAUUACACGGCACCUCGUUGGAUGUUCGAGAGCAUAAAAUGAAAGCGUGGUUCGAAUACACGGAAUAAGCUAGAGAUUUGAUUGCGUUUUAUACGACAUCGCUCCACAUGUGUUACGCACAUUGAUUUGAAAAAGUCCGUAUUAGCGCAAUAACAAAAUUGAUAAUAUUCUUUUCGUUUGAAACUGGUUUCGUGUUAUACAAGCGUUUAGAAAAGGAAAACAUCAAAGCCAGCGAACAGCAACAGAAAAAAAAACAAACCAAACGUAAACAAUAUUACCUCUCAAUCCGUUGUUACAGUUAUUCAAUCCAUAAAAAAAAACAGUGACUGGAAAUUUCGUUGCGAUAUUAAGUGUACAUAUGCUUCAGAGUGCAACCGUGCUCAAUCUUUGAGAAAACCGCACAUAAAACUGGUUGCAUUCAAAGCAUUGGCAUUAUAUGCAUUCAUCGGAAUACUGCGGAUCGAGCGAAAGUGAUAUUAUUACAUUCAUUGUCAGACUGUGACUGCACUCGCUGCAACAAAGUGCCAACGUAAUCGUUUAAUAAGACUAUCAAAAACAAAUCUGGAAGUGAUAAAAGGGAAUUCGCACCGAGCGGAAACCGAAUUGCGCUAUUUUCUUAGUGGAUGAAAAAUUCAAAAAUCCAUAUUUCAAGUAGAUAAUGUUUUAAAAUGUGCAUGAAGAGUUGUCUUGGGAUUUUGACUAUAACAACAAUCACUCUACUGUCUUCUGUGACCAUUGCAGAUGCAGCAGAAAAAAUUGAAACAACAACCGACGCAAACGUGUUCAAAACGAAAUCAUGCUUCGAGAAACCGUUGCGUUGCCCACAUCCGAAAAUUGAGUUUUAUUUGUAUACGCGCCGCACACAGAAGAAACCAGAAAAAUUGGAUGUCUUAGAUCCAGAAGCAUUUUAUUAUACGCAUUUUAAUCGUGCCCAUCCAACGAAGAUUAUCAUUCAUGGAUUCGGUGGUGGACGAAAUUUUUCGCCAAGUCCUGAUUUGCGAGAGGCAUACUUCAGGCAUGGCGAUUAUAAUAUCGUCAUUGUCGAUUAUAGUCGAGCCGUUAAAGAGCCAUGCCUAAGCCAAAUGGAAUGGGCACCACGUUUCGGAGCACUUUGUAUUGCCCAAUUGAUUAAAUACAUCUCGAAUCAUCCGCGUGGUGUACCACCCGAUAACAUGCAUCUUAUCGGAUACAGCGUUGGUGCUCACAUUGCUGGGCUCAUAGCAAAUCAUAUCAAACCUACUGAGGGCAAACUAGGCCGCAUCACCGGCCUAGAUCCAACCAUCUUUUUCUAUUCAUCAACAAACAGUUCAAGAGAUUUAGAUAAAAGCGAUGCACACUUCGUCGACGUACUUCAUACCGGUGCUGGUAUAUUGGGCCAAUGGUCACCCAGUGGACAUGCCGACUUCUACGUUAAUGGUGGAACCAGUCAACCUGGGUGUGCAAGUACGACGCUUUUCAAAACACUUGCGUGUGAUCACACAAAAGUCACGCCAUAUUUCAUCGAGUCGAUAAAUAGCGAUAAAGGCUUUUGGGCGGGACCUUGUCGAAAUCUGUUAACCUAUGUUCUCGGCUGGUGUCAUCCAAAAGACGAAGAAUAUGUCUUGAUGGGAGAACACUGUUCACCGAAAGCUCGAGGGGUUUACUAUGUAACAACCAACCCAGAUCCGCCGUUUGCUCGUGGCUAUCCUGGUACCGAGGAAAGAUCGACUGACGAUAAAAAAUAUUCCGGAUUGAGAAAAUAAGCCACAAUCAAAAAACAUUGAACAUAAUUCGUUGUACAAGAAAAGGAAAGCUCUUUUUUUAUCAAAUGAGAAAAAAAAAGUUACGUAACAUGUGAUAUGACCUAUUUUUGCCUUUCAUAUAAAUAAAGAAAUACCAUAGAAUA